GCGAAAUCUAAACCACCGCCAUUUGAAAAAUCCUUCUCCUGCGUAUUAAUUCACAAAAACGUAUAGUGCUCAAAUAAUUGAUAUUUGAACCGACAAAAAUAUAAUUCCCACACUAACUACAAGUCUCAAGAAAAUAAAAUUAAAAUGGACUCUAUUUCUCCUCAUACCAAAAAACAUCAUGCUGUAUGUAUACCAUUUCCAGCACAAGGUCACGUGAACCCAUUGAUGCAAUUAGCCAAACUCCUACGUUGUAUGGGUUUCCAUAUAACCUUUGUGAAUACUGAAUUCAACCACAAACGUUUGGUGAAUUCUCUUGGACAAGACUUUGUUAAGGAUAUUCCUGAUUUUGAAUUUGAAACUAUACCUGAUGGUUUGCCUCCAUUUGAUAAAGAUGCAACACAAGAUAUUCCACCCUUGUGUGAGGCAACUAGAAAUAACUUUUAUGCUCCUUUCAAAGAGCUUGUGAGUAAGUUGAAUUCUUCAUCACCGUAUCCAGUUAGUUGCAUAGUUGCUGAUGGUAGUUUGGGCUUUGCUGCAAGAGUAGCUAAAGAGUUGGGCAUUCCGGAACUAAAGUUUUGGACAGCUUCAACUUGUGGCUUUCUGGGUUAUUUACAAUUUGAUGAACUUGUCAAAAGAGCCAUUCUUCCAUUCAAAGAUGAAAAAUUUAUUGUGGAUGGCACCUUGGAGACAAAUUUAGAUUGGGUCAUAGGAAUGAAAGAUAUGAGACUAAAAGACCUUCCAAGCUUCAUUAGAGUAACCGAUCUAAAUGAUAUUAUGUUUGAUUUCUUGCGUUCUGAGUCAAAAAACUGCCUGAGUUCAUCAACAAUCAUAAUCAACACAUUUGAAGAAUUGGAAAGUGAAGCCCUUGAAACGCUUAAGGCCCAAAACCCAAACAUAUAUAGCAUUGGGCCACUUCACAUGCUUGGUAGACAUUUUCCUGAGAAAGAAAAUGGUUUUAAGGCAAGUGGUUCAAGUUUUUGGAAAAAUGACACUGAAUGCAUAAAAUGGUUGGAUAAAUGGGAAGCUUGUUCAGUCCUAUAUAUUAAUUAUGGAAGUAUUACUGUCAUGACUGAUCAUCAUUUGAAUGAAUUUGCUUUUGGAAUAGCAAAUAGCAAGGUACCAUUUUUAUGGAUAAUGAGACCAGAUGUUGUAAUGGGUGAAUCUUUCAAUUUCUCACAAGAGUUUCUAGAUGAGGUUAAGGAUAGAAGUUACAUAACUACUUGGUGCUUUCAAGAACAAGUGCUUUCUCAUCCAUCAAUUGGUGUCUUCCUAACUCAUUGUGGAUGGAACUCUACACUUGAAGCUAUUUCUUUUGGUGUGCCUACUAUUUGUUGGCCUUUCUUUGCUGAGCAACAAACCAAUUGUAGAUAUUUAUGCAACUCUUGGAAAAUGGGGAUGGAAAUUAAUCAUGAUGUCAAAAGGGAAGAGAUAACAGAGCUUGUCAUGGAAAUGAUGAAAGGGGAUAAAGGAAAAGAAAUGAGACUCAAAAGCAUAGAGUGGAAGAAAAAAGCUAAAAUUGCUACUGAAUUUGGAGGAUCAUCAUAUAAUAAUUUUUACAAUUUAAUCAAGAAGGUUAUUCAUCAUAAUGCUAUUUGAGUCUUAUUGGUGUAAUAUGAAAUGUAUCUUGCUAUUUGAAUCUUAAUAAUAUUGGUGUAAUAUGAAAUGUAUCUUUUUCUUGUACUUUAUAUGCAUCCUCAUAAUGCAUUAUUUACUUUGUCGGAUGUUGUUUUUGUUGGGUUCAAGUGUGAUUGGUCAACAAUCACAUUGUCUAAGAAUAAAUUAAAUGUUGAAUAUAUAAGAUAAGUGAUCUAUA
Cicer arietinum (chickpea) is the source of this 1813-nucleotide messenger RNA. RefSeq names its product linamarin synthase 1 (gene UGT85K8). Gene Ontology annotation, molecular function: quercetin 7-O-glucosyltransferase activity; quercetin 3-O-glucosyltransferase activity. Lineage: Eukaryota; Viridiplantae; Streptophyta; Magnoliopsida; Fabales; Fabaceae. The record is from RefSeq and is a predicted model, not a curated record.